Messenger RNA from Neoarius graeffei (lesser salmon catfish), 1052 nucleotides. RefSeq lists its product as uncharacterized. Lineage: Eukaryota; Metazoa; Chordata; Actinopteri; Siluriformes; Ariidae. The coding region runs from base 143 to 907 and encodes 254 amino acids. The record is from RefSeq and is a predicted model, not a curated record. The transcript has 2 exons.
UCAGCCAUGCAAUGGGAGUCUGUAAGAAGUUGGUCAGCAGUUUCAGCUACAGCUGGAAAAAGAAGAGGUCCAGAAGCAACUGAAUCUGCCUCAGCACUCCCUCAGGACGGAAUGUCUGACCAGAUGGGGAUCUAGACAGGCCAUGAUCGACAGAAUCCUUGAACAACAGAAGGUCAUUGCCCAGGUCCUUUCUAAUGACCGGAAACUCCGUCAUCUCUGUCUCUCCUGGCAGGACAUUGAUGUACUGGAAGCUGUCAAUAAGUCACUAACCCCUCUGGUUGAGUUCACCGACAUGCUGUCAGGAGAGAAAUACGUCAGCGUCUCUCUUGUGAAGCCCACCCUUUACCUUUUCAACAAUUCAGUCUUGAAAGACCAGGAGGAUGACACACUACUUGCCAAAACUAUCAUACAUAACAUACUGGAGUAUCUCAAUGAGAAAUAUAGUGACCGUGAAACACAAGAGAUACUUGACAUGGCCUCUGCCCUAGACCCAUGCUUCAAGUUAAAAUAUGUGGAUGAAGACAAGAAGGAAUCCAUUGUGAAUCGAGUGAAAAUGGAGCUGAGGGAUGUGAGGACUGCCAGUGCGAUGGUGGGAGCCCCUUCUGAGACAGCUGCGCCCCCUGCUCGUACCGAGGAUGCUGGUACAGAGGAUGCUGUUCCUUGCAAGAGGAGGAAGAAGGGCCUGGGCAGCUUCUUCAAGGCCAACACAGACCAGGCUGCAGGGCCUCCUCUGCAAGAAGACCAAGUCAUUGCUCUUGAGAUCCGGUCUUACUUCCAGACAGAAACAAUAGAUCCUGAGAAGGACCCUCUGACAUGGUGGAGAGAUGUAAAAGCCACGUCUUUCAAAUCUCGCCAGGAAAUACUUGUGUGUCCCUGCUACAAGCUCCUCGACAGAGAGAGUUUUUAGCACUAAUGGAAACAUUGUUACUUGCUUGCGUGCAUCUCUGAAACCUGAUCAUGUUAACAGGCUGGUAUUUCUUGCAAAAAACCUUUAAGAAAUCUUAACAGCAUUUGCCAUAUUCACCUAAACUUAUUCAAGUUAAAGUUCAUUU